AGAAAAGGAUACAAUAUUCUUAAAGGAUUUUACAAUAAGUUUUAAUUAUUUAAACCUAUUCGCAUUGUGUGAAUGACUUCUAGAAUUUGAGGUUUGUUUGUUUGGCUCCUUUGAUAGGCUGUAUAAAGCUAUGUAGAUAGAUGUCUGAUAUAUUUUUCUCUAUGAUGUGCUUUUUUUCCCCUCCCCUUUGCCUGAGUUUGCAGACCUACUGUGAAUAGGCUUAACCUGCCAAUAAAGAGGGAUUUAGUGCUGUCCUCUGCAGUAUGUGCAGUGAGUUCUGGCUGUAAUAAGUCCAAUUUAACUUAUUGGUGCUAGCAGAGGCCAAUCAACUUAUUGCUUGAAAUAAGUAAUAAAUGGCAGGGUAUGGGGAGGAAAUGGGGUUUGUUCUUAAACCCAGUUCCCUGUGCAAACAAAUUCCCUGUGAAGACAUCAUGAAAGCUGGGUUUCCUGGUAAUAAACACAAUGCUUCUAUGGAUUCUGGAUGUUAUCACUACAAUGGAAAAUAUGUGUAUUUCAGGCAUAGCCUCCUUUUUUAUGCUUCUUGGCCUGUAAGAGCAAACACAGCCUGAAUUGCACCUUAGUCAGCGUCUCUUGAUUUUCAGUUUCACUGCACUGGAAACAAUGCUGUCCGAAUACCAUGCAACCAUAGAGAUCACAGAAAAUGUAGAGCCCAGGAGUGCUGGGCAAAUAAAGCCACAACAAGGUAACAUUAUCGGUUUCACAGCUAAUGUAAAUGUUAUCACUUAUAAUACACAAUCAUGAAAAUAGAACUACAAAUCAUGACAGUGACUGCGUGCUUGAAGAAUGAUUAAGAUUAAAUCCAAGGUGGGUGCAGGAGAACUCCCGUGGAAUGCAGAGUUGACACUGAAGAGUGUUGACUCACUCCCCCAAAUAAAUGUCAAGCAACAGUCAAGCCUAUAAGAGACCCCUCACUGUGACCUGGAGUUUUUCACUCCUGCUGAGGGAGCAGAUAUACAGGGUCUCAUCUGGAACCCAUUCUGAAGAAACAUCCAGCAGCAGGUGCUUUUUCAUUUCCAGAUCAAGCAGUGAAAUGGGUGGAGUCAAAAGAAAUAUCCUUCUGUACUCAUUGUGCUGCUGCUAUGUGAUCCCAGAAUAUCUGUGCACCGGACUUCAUUCACAGACUGUGCGAUUUUCAUCUCAAGUUGGUAUUCAUGUGGAGCAGCAGUCCAUGUGCCCUCAGAUAAGUGUCGGGGAGGAUCGUUUCCCAGGAUUUUAUAUUAUGUCUCAGUUCCACAUUGCUGAGCUGGCAAGAAGGGGCACUGUGAAAAAGGUUAUUGGAUCAUCUCCUCAGCAUGUUGCUUAUCAAAUAGGCCCAGCAUUCAACUUCAGAAUCAACACAAGAUCAGCUUAUCCCCUGGGACUACCGGAAGAAUUUGUAUUUGUGGCUGUGCUACGCAUGAGUGCCAGCACCAUAAAUAAAAACUGGAAUAUCUGGCAAAUGCAGGAUAUGAAUGGCAACGAGCAGCUGGCCGUCAGACUCAACGGGGAGUCUAAGUCUCUGGAGUUUACCUUCACGGCGCUGGGCAGUGGCAGGCAGACUGUUGUUUUCAGCCCCCUGGCUUCUUUUUUCAAUGAUCAGUGGCACAGAGUCCUGCUGGACUUCCGCAGGCGCUCCGUUACCCUUUUGGUCGACUGUGUCAUGAUCGGGUCUCAAAGCAUACCACCCCGGCAAAAAGUCAGUCUGGAUGGGUUCACGUUGAUAGGAAAACUCAAGGACAACCCAGUGAUGGCGAUCCCGUUUGAACUCGAGUCAAUGCUGAUUCACUGCGAUGUGACGCGCGCCAGGACUGAAGCUUGUUAUGACCUCCCAGCCAGGACAUCGACUGAUGUGACAGAGGUGCAGAGGAGUGACGGACCUUCUGGCCCUCCUGGACCUGCAGGUGUACCGGGAAUUGAUGGCAUUGCUGGGGAGAGGGGAGCAGAUGGCGAAGAUGGUCCUCCUGGACCUGAUGGAGAUGCAGGCAAACCUGGCUCUUCAGGAUUACCUGGAAUUCCUGGGAAUGAUGGUUUGACUGGCCCUAUUGGAGAUCCAGGGCCUGACGGUCCACUUGGACAGAAAGGUGAACCUGGAAGAGUUGGACCUCGUGGGACAGCUGGUGUUGGGCCAGAUGGACCCCCCGGACCACCCGGGCCUGGAGGACUUCCGGGUGAAGUGGGAAAAGUUGGAACACUUGGGGCCAUUGGUGUGAGAGGACCACAGGGACCUCGUGGACCAGCAGGGGCCAGAGGUGCAGCAGGGAUGCUUGGCAGCACCGAACUGUGUCCAAACGCUUGUCCACCUGGGACCUCUGGACAUCCUGGCCUCCCUGGCAUGAAGGGCCACAAAGGUGUAAAAGGUGAAGCAGGAGAACCUGGGAAACAAGGACACAAGGGUGAGGAGGGAGACCAGGGAAGUCCGGGAGAGGUUGGAUCCCAAGGGCCAAUGGGCCCUCAGGGACUUCGUGGAGCAAUGGGAAUGAUGGGCCCCAAGGGAGAGAUGGGAGCUCGAGGUCCUGAUGGAGGUCCCGGUCCCCAGGGUGUCGCAGGAGCAGCUGGAGAUCAAGGCCAGAGAGGUGUGAUGGGCGAGCUGGGGCCUAGAGGUGAAACGGGUAUUCUAGGGGCAAGAGGAAUCACAGGCCUGCCAGGUCCCAAGGGAGAGGCUGGUUUACCGGGCGUGGAUGGUCGUGAGGGUAUUCCCGGGAUGCCAGGAGCAAAGGGAGGCAUUGGGAAGCCAGGCGUUCCUGGAGAGAUUGGACUUCAGGGGCUUCCUGGUUUACCUGGUUCACCUGGACAAAAAGGCUUGAGUGGCCCUAAGGGAGAUGCUGGUCAGCCAGGCCUCCCUGGGACAAUGGGACCUGCUGGUAAAACGGGUGAGCGCGGAGAACAGGGAGAGUUGGGACCUGUUGGACCCAUCGGUGAGCCUGGAAGUAUAGGAGAGCUAGGCCCUGCAGGUCCGGCUGGCAAGCUAGGUGCCAGGGGACCCAAAGGUGACCCCGGCCUUCCUGGUCUCCCUGGUCCUCCUGGUCUUCCUGGGGUGAAAGGAGAGCGGGGAGAACGUGGAGAGGCAGGACCCAAAGGAGAGCAGGGAGAACAAGGUGAUGAGGGAAACCCUGGCGACAAAGGGGAUGUUGGUGAAACAGGAGAGGCUGGACCUAAAGGAGAGGUCGGUAACCCCGGCGAGCCUGGCAGAAGAGGUCCUGAGGGAAGUCGAGGCCAGCCCGGCAUCGAGGGGCCGCCUGGCACACCCGGACCCCGGGGCAUGCAGGGGAACAGGGGUUCACCUGGAGUCAGAGGGUCCCAGGGACCUGCGGGUAAAGAGCCGAGUGAUCAGCACAUCAAACAAGUUUGCAUGCGAGUCAUGCAAGAACAGCUGGCCCAGUUAGCAGCUAGUUUAAGGAGGCCAGAGUCUGGUGUAGCUGGUUUACCUGGAAAACCUGGACCUCCGGGGCCACCAGGGCCUCCAGGAGACAAUGGCUUCCCUGGGCAGGGUGGAGCAAGAGGCCUUCCGGGACUCAAAGGGCCACCAGGACCUUUAGGAGUGAAAGGACCUAAAGGUGAAAUGGGAGACAGAGGCUCCAGAGGGCCCACUGCACGAGGACCUAAAGGUCAGCCAGGACCUCCUGGACUUCCCGGUGAGCCAGGCAAACCUGGCUACGGUCAGGACGGUCGGGACGGGCAGCGGGGACCUCCUGGCGUACCUGGACAGCCCGGUGUACCUGGGCCCCCUGGUUCAGCUGGUCCUAAUGGUUACUGUGACCCAUCAGCCUGCAACCUCCAACCAGGGGCCGCCCACCAGUCUCUGGAUGUGAAGGGACCUGCAGGGAACUAAGAGCCACUCUGGCAGAGACAGAAAGACUGGUGGAUUAUCUUCCCUGAGCACACAUUUUUCACACCUUCUUCCCCUGGGCUGUGGUUGGUGUGGUGCCUUUGAUCCAUUAACCUCUAGUCUUGUGUGCAUCUUUUGUGCCAGUCACAUCUUCAUCAGAAGGAGCCAGCAGUAAAAAAAUAAAUAAAUAAAAAAACACACACACAAAACAUUUUUUUGUGCUGUUAAAAUCUAGCUCCUUCUGGUGUGUUUUUCUACCUGAGAGAUGUUUUGAUAUAUUGAGCACAGUGUGAUCACAUUUCUGACACGAAAUGAAAUGACCAUAAAUGUUUGUUUAUUCCACUCUCCUUGUACCUCUGUCUGCUUUUUCCUCUCCUGUUCUCCAUUCACACUGUUUUCUCACAUAAAAGCUCCUCCACUUUUUCACAGAGCAUUUCAGACAGUCGCCCAAAGCAGAUCAGGAUCAGGUUUUUGUUUGGUUUAAGGGCCUUUUUUCAGUUAUUUUGUUCUGGAUGUGCUUAUGUACCAGCAAUCCGCCUGCUGAGUGCCUGCAUGUCUGACCAUCUUCUCAGCCCAGCAGUUCAAAAUAAAAAGGAGAGAGGAUGAAAAUGUCAUCAAGUCACACUGACUUCAGUUUAUGUUGUAAAUCUGUAAAAAAAAUGUUUGAAUUGUGGUUAAUUAUAUUUCCUACAAAACAACCUGAUGUGAGAUUUUGCCUCAUUGUACAGAAUGACAACAGAGUGCAGCUGUGCAUACAUGGAAAUAUAUUCUAGGACUGAGGGAAACCCACAGUCAUGUAAGAAAUAAAGAAAACAACACACACAGUGUUUAAUUUAUUCUUUA
Molecule: messenger RNA, 4669 nt
Organism: Seriola aureovittata
Lineage: Eukaryota; Metazoa; Chordata; Actinopteri; Carangiformes; Carangidae
Gene: col9a1b
Product: collagen, type IX, alpha 1b
Exons: 38
Coding region: 896-3829 (977 amino acids)
Cellular component (GO): collagen type IX trimer
Source: RefSeq, a predicted model, not a curated record